Molecule: messenger RNA, 1892 nt
Organism: Actinia tenebrosa (Australian red waratah sea anemone)
Lineage: Eukaryota; Metazoa; Cnidaria; Anthozoa; Actiniaria; Actiniidae
Product: vesicular inhibitory amino acid transporter-like
Biological process (GO): amino acid transmembrane transport
Cellular component (GO): vacuolar membrane
Molecular function (GO): L-amino acid transmembrane transporter activity
Source: RefSeq, a predicted model, not a curated record
AAUGCUAGAUAAGUAAACAUCAACGUGGGCUGCUCAAUUUCGUACGUAGUUUGUUGGYUGUACAUUUGUUUCGUGUAUCUCGAUAACCAGCAWAAGAAUUGCAAAGAAGUAGCGAAAAUCGUUAGCGAUGGAAGACGCAGGAAGGAGAGAGGAGUUUGCUUUGAGCGACCGCAGCAGCGAUGGUGAAACAAAACCUGUUCCAAACGAAGAAUCCCCUCUUAUCAACGACGGUGGAAAGGAGAUCUCUUACCGUAUCUACGAGAARGGAGGAUUCUUUGAGAGUAUCAGGAGACUACGAUCAGCAACAGCCACCAUAUCCCUUAUAGAGAAACCAUCUUUUGACCGCCGGGCGUCAGCGUUCUUAGCCGGCUGGAACGUAAGCAACUUGAUUCAAGGAACCGGGAUCCUUGGUGUCCCGUACGGAGURCUCAUGGGAGGAUGGGUUGGUGUCGUGAUGAUUGUAGUGAUCGCUUGGAUGUGUUGUUUCACUGGAAAGAUUCUUAUUGAAUGCUUGUACGAAAGAUCUAAGCGGACAGGACAGAGAAAAAGGGUGCGUACAAAUUACCCUGAAAUUGGAGAAGCUGUUUGGCCGGGAUGGGGCAACAACAUYCUCAGUGUUAUCCAAGUAUGUGAAAUGUUUGGCGGCACUAUCAUGUAUAUUGUGUUAUUAGCAACUAUAUUCACUGAGAUGUUCAAGAACACGACAUCCUUGACUAUACUACACUGGGCAGUCAUUUGCACCUAUGUAGCCCUUCCRCUGGCCUUUGUGAGACGAGUGUCAAUCAUUGCGUGGGUCAGUAUGGCGUCUGUCUUCUCUCUCAUGUGUGGAAUAUUGACAAUCAUAAUCUUCUGCGUAACUCAGUAUGACUUAAUGUCCAUCAAAAAUAUACCACCUUUUAACUUUGAAGCAUUUCCUGUCGGGUUUGGUAUAAUAGUCUUCAGCUACACUGCUCAUGCUGUUUUCCCAGGAGUAGAAUCAAGCAUGAAAGAGCCAAGAAAAUACCCAAUGAUGAUGAAUUCCUCCUUUGCUUUUGCCGCUGUUGUUAAGCUUCUGCUAGGUCUUCUUGCAGUGUUGGUUUUCGGCAACACUACCGAUCAAGUCAUCACUGUAAACAUGCGCUCAAGCCAAGUGUUCAAUAUCAUUGCGAAUGUCUUUAUAAUAAGCAAUGUCUUCCUUGCUUUUCCUAUAAACCUCUAUGUUAUUUUAGAGACAGUUGAUCACAAAUUUCUACCCCACUUUCCACACCUAACUCAGGACUCCCAGUAUCAUUGGUUAUGGCUUUUAAUGUCACGCACCUUCAUCUUGACCUUUGCUCUCUUCCUGGUUCUYAUGGUUCCGCAUUUUGCCCUGGUCAUGGGGUUCGUCGGCAGCUUCACAGGAACUUGUUUAUGUUUUAUAUUACCUUGUUACUUUCAUAUAAAACUUAAAUGGAAUGAGCUACAUUGGUAUGACAUUGCAUUGAGGUGGUUUGUGAUUGUUUUYGGUUGUAUUUGUGGUGGUCUUGGGGUCUUCUUCUCUGGAAAGAGAUUAGUUGAGGCAUCUUYGUCAGCCUCAUGACUUCAAUAGCAAAUAUAGCACGCAUAAUUCAAUAAUAAUUUUGGUUCAAAGCAAGUUGCCAGGAGUAACAAUACCAAAUAUGGUUUUAMAAUCAUGUUAUUGCAGCCUUGAUGCAAUCUUUCAGGAUUAAAAUUUAUUUCUACUUUUAAUUUAAUUUAAUGUUAUCAAAUUUCCAAAUACAUUAGCCUAGAACAGAAUACAAUGAUUCCCUAGUAUAGGCCACCGUACUAAAUAUAAUAACUAUGAUAAAAACUAUAAUAGAAAAAUUGAUUAUAUAUAUACAAAAUAUAAUAACUUAUAAUUAUUAUAAUAAUAAACAAGUUAAUAAUUAACA